CGUUCUAAAAGGAGUGCGGACCAAACUCAAAGCAUGAAAGUCUCAGAACCAAACUGUAGGUCAAUACUGCAUCAGCGAGGAUGUUUUGACCACUAUAUUUUAUUUUUUAAAGACCUUUUGGCUCGGAACAUUUAUUUCUAAUGGCACAUUCCAGAUUCUUACACUCACCCCUGACGCGUGUCUCUGAGGCUUGAAAGAAAAGGAACCAGACUUUUUCCAAGAGAGAGAGAGGGAACCAGAGGGAGAGGGAGGUUGGGGCAGAGUCCGUAGUGGAGUGUGUUUCAAGGAAAAUCGAGGGCGUUCAAGAAGAAAGAAGAAAAUGGGACCUCAGUUCUCCGUUGUCGUUAUGUUGUGUCUGUGUUCUCUUGGUUUUUGUGCUCCACCAACGCAGCAAUCUGUGGCGGCGAUGAAAAAGGCAAGAGGUGAUGUUCCUGAUCAGCUUCCAGAGCCAGAACCCGAGCCCACCAGCCAGUUGUCGGACUUUGAGAACACAUACAACUACAUCUUGUCCAGACUGGCAGACAUGGACCAGGCUAUUCAUAAGUUGAAUGUUGGCCACUACACCCUGGACGUCAAAGUCUCCCAGAUGGGGGACCGCUUAUCCCGGAUAGAUGGCAAAGUAGUAGAGCUGGAGGACAUCAUCCAUGAUCUGGACAAGUACAGCAAAGACAAUCGUAAGGAGAUGGGGCGACUGGAAGGAUGCCAGAAAGGGCGCCGGGUGGGCUACAAGUGUUACCUGGUCUACAGAAACUUUGAGGACUAUGCGGGGGCGUCACGCAAGUGCAUGGAGCGCGGUGGCCGCCUGGCCAUGCCCCGCGACCGCAGGGAGCAGGAGGCGGUGGCAGACUACGUGAAGGCCUUCUACCAGACCGGGAACUGGCCUGUGUGGCUGGGCGUCAACGACCUGCUCUCGGAGGGCAUGUACCUGUUCGACGACGGCACGCGCGUCUCCUACUUCCAGUGGCGCAAACACUUCCUGUCCAGCCAGCCGGACGGCGGCAGGCGGGAGAACUGCGUGGCGAUGUCAUCGGACGACGGUGACUGGUGGGACCAUUACUGCGACCGCAACAUGGGCUACCUCUGCGAGUUCGACGACAGGGUGGCCCUUUAGAGUAGGAGGGACCGUGUAUCACCAUUUUACGUGUUUUACUUGAUCCAAGUGUUGUGGCCCCUGAGGAAGCAGGAAUGUUGGUGGUUGGUUAAAUAGGAGGUUUGCUUUUUAUGAUUGACUUUUUCUUUUUGAGAUAGAAAUAUCAUAACAUCACAUCAAAUAAAUACAUAAAUUAAGUUUGGUGUUGUGUUACAAUGCACAUAUUAAGUAUGAAAUGAGCUACCCAUAUCUUCAAAAGUUUUAAAAUAACAUUUCAAGAGGCCUUUUGACAUUAAUAUUAAUCAAGGCUCUGUCCCAACAUUAUUCUUCUCCACCCUCUAUGUAUGCAGUAUAUUGUUAAAAUGACAUCAUCAGUAUCAUAUGCGCACAAUGCUAGAGUGUUGUUAUUACAUCUGUAGCUUAAAAUCAUGCACAAUGUUAAAACCUGCACUCUUAGCUUUUUUUAAUGAAGUUACAUGAACAUUCCCAAUUUGAAUAAAAUUGUGUCAGGAAAUAGUCUGGUCCACAAUAACUCUUUAAGAUUUUACUUUUAUGAAGAGCAAUAACCCAGGAUUCCACAUUUGUGUGGUUGCUGCCCUCUACAGUUAAUUUGUUUUUUAAGGUUUAGACCAUUUCAAGGUUAAACCAAAAGGAAACUGCUAAUAUAGCUAAGCAGAAAUAAAGUCAGGUCUAAACUUUCAUAUUUUUUUAAUUGUAUUCAAUUUUAAAUUAUUAAAAUACAUAAAUAUAUCACUUGGUUUAUUCAUAAAAGGUGACAUAAGCAUAAAUGUUUUAGCAAGAACAUAAGAUACAUGAAUACAAAUAGAUACAAACAUUUCAUGGACUUUGAUGGUGCGAAGUGAUUAUCAUGAGAAUGCAGUGAAAUCACUAAUGUGUUUAUAUUUUGAUUUAGCGAGUUACUCAUUAUAUGGAAAACAUUGUUAAAAAUGAUUGAUUUGCUGUCAUAAUGCAUGCAUAAUGCAUAACAUCAAAGACUUAACAUAUAUUGUUUCGGAAUGCACUGUAUUAAAGACUGUUUACGUUUCUUGAUUCUAUUGUCAUCAAUUUCACAAAGAUGUUUUUUUUUUUUUUUUUUGACAAAAUACCUUGCCAUUUCAAUAAAAUUCAACUGACUAUUACAAGG
Molecule: messenger RNA, 2234 nt
Organism: Gadus chalcogrammus (walleye pollock)
Lineage: Eukaryota; Metazoa; Chordata; Actinopteri; Gadiformes; Gadidae
Gene: clec11a
Product: C-type lectin domain containing 11A
Exons: 5
Coding region: 320-1111 (263 amino acids)
Source: RefSeq, a predicted model, not a curated record